GGCUAGAUUUGUGUGCUCCGAGGCCGUGGACCGAUUGGCUUCAUUUGGAGCCGCGGAGCUUGGAGUCUGGGUCAUUCCUGAAGCUUACGCUGCACAUCAUUGAUGAGGAGGAGAAAGCGGGGUUCAGUGAGCAGGUUACUGGGUCGGAUCAGCUUUUGGUGCAAGUGUAGCGCGCCUCUGGAGGUGGCAGAUUGCCACUGCCGUACUUUCCAAACUUGUGGAUCGGAAGGUUAUUUGUGCCAAUUGUGCUUGAGGCUUCCGAGCGCUGAAUGGCUCUCGUUUCGUGCCACUUGUGUUCGCGUUUUUUUUUUUUUUUUUUUUUUUUUUUUUUUUUGUGUCGUGGGUAGUUUUUGAGGACAUAUUCCUGAAUGCGAGGUAGGUGUUGCUAGUUUUUGAGUUCACGGGUGAGUGAGUAAGUUGGAUAGGGAGGUUGUCUGCCUUGGGUGACAAGUGGUGACAGGGUUUGCUUUUCAUGCUCCCUCUGCACAGCUUCUGCCGUCGAGGCUGAGCGUUUGUGAAGAGACUGUUCCCGUUUUGAAGGAUGCAGUUCCUGUGUCGAGAUUGCUGGCGUUGUUUCCAAGGAUUGGUCGAGCUGUGGGGUUCGCAACCUAUUAGUCGUUGGUUCGAUCCUUUUCUGUCUGUCCUGGUUCUCGAGUCAUUCUUCGAGGGAGUUCUCUCAGUUUCUGCGUGUCUAGACCUACGCACGUUUCGGUGCGUUGAACCAAGACCCCCCGAUGUAUUUCACUCGCUCUUAAGUAUGAUACCUGUUAUUGCAUACUUGAGUGCCAAACCCUGGGAAAUUGGAGAUGUUGCAGGUCACAGAGCUUAGUGACUUGUGCUCGUUUCGAACUGAAAGAGAAGUCAUGGCUCUGCGUGCUCAAACAUCGGGAGAUCUUGUUCUAUCAUGGUCGUGAGAGUGGAGCCUUCCAGUUUGGCCGUCUACUGUAUUCCGCUACAGCUGGUACUUCUAUUCUACUGCGGGUGGCUUCAGGAUUUGGCUGAAGUUUCAGGGGUAGACUAAGCAAGCUCAAACUCUGUUUGAGUGCCUCUUGUGUGCACCCGUCAUCAGCUUCGUCUUGCAAUUAUAACACGGAAAUCAACUACUCGCGUUCUUUCUAGCUCAUCAAAAACCUGCAUUUCUCGAUACUCGAGGUCGGCGUUCAGUAGUCAACAUGCCUGAGAUACUGCCGUCGGGGAAUACCAAGAUAAUCAAUUCGCUUCGAUGUUUUGAGUGUGCUCGGAGUGGUAGCACCGACUGUAUCGAUCAUGGAGGGAAUCCGUCAGAGGAUAGCUUUACGAGUGUGCUUGGUAAACGCCAGGUUUUCCUGUGUUCCACUACAGACUUCCAGGGCUUUUGUAAGGACGGCGGAAAGAAUCCCUUUACACAUUCUACUAAACGUCUAGUAGCAGCAUCUUCUGCAUUGAGCCGUACUGAGUUAUCGUCUACCUCUCCAAAGGUGGUUAUCCCGACGCCAACUAGGCCGUCUGUCUCUCUACCUCCUGUUGCACCCGUUGCACCCGUUGCAUCCGUUGCACCGGAAACGCCCACGGUCAGCUCUCAAGGUGCAUCUACUCCAAGUGGGUCCGACACACCCAGCGAUCAUGGGCGGGAGCAAGUGGUUGAUAGAACUGAUCAAGAUAUCGACGAUUCUAGUUGCAAGGAAGGUGGAGUAAGAUAUCGAGAGAGUGUGGGGAAGUAUGUGGUGGAGUACAGGCCGACGCGUUUCAAAUGGAAGCUUUGGAUGGGUACAUACUCCACUGUAGAUGAAGGUCGCCGAGCAUGCGACUGCGCAAGGUUUUAUGCCGGCCAAGACAAGGGUGGGUUCUAUUUCAAAGAUUCUCCGGCGUUGUUUGGGGAGCUGGGGCCUCUUAAUCGCCCUUUCACUUUGGUCAGCAAGGAAACCAAAGACAGAGCCUUCAAUGCAGAGUUGAAAAAUCGUGCCAAGAUUGUGAUCAGGAAAGUUUUCGAUGCGCAGCGGGGCAAGAAAGUAGUGGACGUGUCUCGCCCAUCGCCCUCAGCGUCACCGUUGUUGGCAAACAUUGAGCGACGAAUUCUUGCUCCUAAUGCUACAAGGAUCCGUGACCCCAUAACUGGCCCUGCGCAAGAACAUUUUUCACUCCUAGCUCGGCUUGCCACCUCUAGCCAAGAGAACGUCAUCAAAACCGGUGCUACACAGGAACAGCUUGGAGUCCUUGAUGAGCUCCUCACAUUUCACCAGGACAGCCUCCUUAAAACUGAUUUUGGAGAGGAACAGCCCUCAACCCCUAAUCAGCAGAACCCUGCAUUAUCUGCUCGCGCGCAUGAAGAUAAUGAAACUGGCCAGUCUUCCCAGGAGGCUGCGGAUGCAUCGGAUGAUGAUGCCGGCACUUAUGCAAGUCUAGAUCCUUUGGAUGCAAGUCUAGAUCUCAGAGACCUUGACACAGAAUAUCCCUCCCCUUUCAAUAUUGCGUUCAACUACUCCACAUCGACGGAUCCUCUGAGCUUCAUGAAUUCAUACGCCGAUGAAGUAGACCCUGUUUAUGUGUCAUUAUGGACUCACGAAAACUAGGUUCUCGUUUUUUUUCCGUUACUUCAUUAUCAUCUCUACGGUUGUCUGAGACAGCUUGCAAAGGCAUCUCCAGGUCGAGAUUUCGAGUAUUUAUCCAUGUUGCGAAGGACCGCGCCACUUCCACCUCGUGUAAGAACGGUAUUGCUGGGUAGAGAAUAUCGACGAGUCACCUAAGUUUCGGUCUGCGAUGAUAACCUUCACCCACCCCGGAAUCAGAAUGUAGGAUCUAGUUGAGGUACAUAUUGUUUAUACGCGGCUACCACUUUGGAGCGAGAUUAUUUUGUGCAGUUGUGGCGACCCUUGAUUCGCCUUCUUGUCUUAUAGGAAAGCUUUCUUGUACGAAGAGUUAAACUUUGUAAAGAUCUUUGCAAUAACGGGUUGGAGUUCAAGGUGAUCUAUUGGACUCAUGCGCAAGUCUACUUUAUGCCGUU
Physcomitrium patens is the source of this 2980-nucleotide messenger RNA. The record is from RefSeq and is a predicted model, not a curated record. NCBI's taxonomy places the organism in Eukaryota, Viridiplantae, Streptophyta, Bryopsida, Funariales, Funariaceae.